AUGGUCAUACCAGUCGCCGCCCUCGCCGUGGUGCGGUUCACUGUGGGCUUCACUCCCACCGUCCUCAAGCGUUUUUGCGCCGCCUGGUGCGACCAUGUGCAGGAGAAGUGGCUGGCGCUUGUGGUGGUACUCGUUGAGUGCGUGCUGAGGCUGCGCCUGGCCUACACAAUUGUGUCAACGUCAGCGACAUCUCCGUCGCAGCUCGCAGACGUCUUUGCGCCACCACAGCCUGGAAAGUGUAAACUUGUCAUUCUCAACCACCGCUCUCGCAUUGACUGGCUGGUGAUGUUUCCAUUUUUCGCGCGCGCGGGUGGGCUGCGGACGCUUCGCAUUGUGCUGAAGGACGAGCUUAAGCGCAUUCCCAUAUUUGGAUGGUCUAUGCAGACCUUCCGCUACAUUUUUCUUUCCCGCGACUGGGCCAAUGACGAGGCCACAAUGCGUGGUUUGAUUGCAUACUACCGGGAAAGCGAUGGUGCCACCAUUAUGUUCUUCCCCGAGGGUACAGACCUCUCUGAGAGCAACAUUGAGAAGUCCAACGCCUACGCAGCACGGCACGGCCUGCCAUGCUUCCACCACGUGCUUAACCCCCGUACCACGGGAUUUAUUGCAAUGGCAAACAUGAUUGGUGCGGCAAACCUUGAGAUUAUUGAUGUGACGUUGGGCUACACGGAUUUUGUGCCUGGAGAGCGCCCGGCGGAGGUGUCUGUUGUUAACGGUCGCAUGCCAAAGAAGGUGCACAUACUAUGCACUCGAUACCGCAUGGCUCAGCAGGCAGAGCCUGUGGAUGAGGAGAAGCAAGCGUUGGAUGCGGUGCCUACAGAUGAUGCAGGCCUGCGACUUUGGCUGAACGAUCUUUUUGCCAAAAAGGAGCUUUUGCUUUCGCAGUUUUACGCCAACAAUCCGGUGGGGUUUGAGGCACACCAAGUUCGUGGCGUUUUUGGUGAGCAUUGCGCAGUUUUCACGUACGACGAGGAUGAGGAGGCUCUGCAUCAGCCUGGCAGCACAAAAUUCUUGCGGUUUGUACGUGAUAUGGGACUUUGGCGUAGUUUUGGUGUCAUUUUGCUGUGGUUGCUGCCCGUGCUGUAUUGGGUCUUCUUUGGCGGGCUGUACUCGUUCCUCGUGUACGGGCUGUUUGCAAACCUGUGUAGCUGGGUCACGCGCAACAGGGGCGGACUGAACGAGUGGUUGUUCAUGCAACAACCUAGGACGGAGGCGACGAGGGAGAAGCGCGGACCCUCUAAGAGAGACUAA
Molecule: messenger RNA, 1251 nt
Organism: Trypanosoma rangeli
Lineage: Eukaryota; Euglenozoa; Kinetoplastea; Trypanosomatida; Trypanosomatidae
Product: acetyltransferase
Exons: 1
Coding region: 1-1251 (416 amino acids)
Cellular component (GO): endomembrane system
Molecular function (GO): acyltransferase activity
Source: RefSeq, a predicted model, not a curated record